AUGAUUAACUCUACAGUGAACUUCAACACACCUGAAGCAUCUACAAACUCCACAACUCAGUCCAUUGGACUUCUGGACAGUCUGGAAAUCUGUGUGUACAGCAUCAGUUUUCUGUUUGGUCUUCCUACACACUCCUAUGUUAUAUGGCUCAUCAUCACAGGAACAGGCAGUGAAGUCUUCAACCUCAAUCUGUCUGUUUGUGAGAUUGGCAUCUGUCUCAAUUGUUUUGUAUAUGUACUAUCAUACUGGAUUUUCAGUCUCUCAACAUUAAAAGUUUUUUUUGUAGGACUUACCAUCUCUGGUCGUCCUCUGUUUCAAUGUCUGAUCUCUGUUGAGCGUUAUCUGGCAGUGGUUCAUCCUAUAACCUUUCUGAGGUUUAAACCUCUCAGAUAUAGAGUGAUCUGCUGCACUGCGGCCUGGAUAAUCACUCUUGGCUCGUGUUUGGUCUGCAUGUAUACUUCAGGUGAAGAGAACAGGCCUAUAUAUACAUGGUUCUUCUCUCUGCAGUUCCUGUUCUUCCUCUCCAUCCAGUUGUUUUGUCUUGUGGCUGUUCUCAGAGCUCUGAAGCAGUCAGGACCAGGAGAGAGAAGGAGAGAGAGAGAGGAGGAAAACCACAUGAAGAGAAGAGCAUUUCAUCUCAUUCUAAUAACUACUGCAAGCAUGGCUAUCAUAUAUGUCCCAUAUACAAUCAUAGGAUUCAUUACCAUUAUAGUAAAAAAGUUUAUUAAUCUUCUUUGGUUUGUUGGUUUUACUUGUUAUGUGCUGGCUGGUUUUGUGCAUCCUGUUCUUUAUUUGCAGCGCACUGGAAAACUGUUCUGCCUCAGUUUGCCAUAA
This is a messenger RNA of Ctenopharyngodon idella (grass carp), 834 nucleotides long. Its product is annotated as C-C chemokine receptor type 8-like. Gene Ontology annotation, cellular component: membrane. Bases 1 to 834 code for a protein of 277 amino acids. The transcript has a single exon. The record is from RefSeq and is a predicted model, not a curated record. Gene Ontology annotation, biological process: positive regulation of Rho protein signal transduction; phospholipase C-activating G protein-coupled receptor signaling pathway. Lineage: Eukaryota; Metazoa; Chordata; Actinopteri; Cypriniformes; Xenocyprididae. Gene Ontology annotation, molecular function: G protein-coupled receptor activity.